Molecule: messenger RNA, 576 nt
Organism: Staurois parvus
Lineage: Eukaryota; Metazoa; Chordata; Amphibia; Anura; Ranidae
Source: the annotation of a GenBank genome assembly
CUGUCCGCAGUCUCUGAUCAUCCCUGUGCUGUCCGCAGUCUCUGGUCAUCUCCUGUACUAUCCGCAGUCUCUGGUCAUCCCUGUGCUGUCCGCAGUCUCUGGUCAUCCCUGUGCUGUCCGCAGUCUCUGGUCAUCCCUGUGCUGUCCGCAGUCUCUGUCUCUGGUCAUCUCCUGUACUGUCUGCAGUCUCUGGUCAUCACCUGUACUGUCUGCAGUCUCUGGUCAUCUCCUGUACUGUCUGCAGUCUCUGGUCAUCUCCUGUACUAUGUCUGCAGUCUCUGGUCAUCUCCUGUACUAUCCGCAGUCUCUGGUCAUCCCUGUGCUGUCCGCAGUCUCUGGUCAUCCCUGUGCUGUCCGCAGUCUCUGGUCAUCCCUGUGCUGUCCGCAGUCUCUGGUCAUCUCCUGUACUGUCUGCAGUCUCUGGUCAUCCCUGUGCUGUCUGCAGUCUCUGGUCAUCCCUGUGCUGUCCGCAGUCUCUGGUCAUCUCCUGUACUGUCCGCAGUCUCUGGUCAUCCCUGUGCUGUCCGCAGUCUCUGGUCAUCUCCUGUACUGUGUCCGCAGUCUCUGGUCAUCUCC